This is a messenger RNA of Myzus persicae (green peach aphid), 1223 nucleotides long. It is a transcript of the gene 140up, whose product is annotated as RPII140-upstream gene protein. Bases 163 to 933 code for a protein of 256 amino acids. NCBI's taxonomy places the organism in Eukaryota, Metazoa, Arthropoda, Insecta, Hemiptera, Aphididae. The record is from RefSeq and is a predicted model, not a curated record. Gene Ontology annotation, cellular component: mitochondrion. The transcript is spliced from 7 exons.
AAGUGUGCUUGAUUUUUUAUUUGUGCCUUGUGCAUUAAAUUAAUAAUAUACUUAUUUUUAACUGUUUAAAUGCUUGGUUAUAUCGUUUUUAAAUUAAAAAAAAAAAUUUAACUUAACACUUUAUCAUUUGAAGUAAUUGUAUGAUAUAAAUGUAUUAAAACUAUGUUUUUUAGACGUUUAAAACUAUCACAUACACGGUGUUUUCUGCCGGCGUUUUUCUUGAACAAAAAUGAACACGAUUUAGAAGGAACCGAAAUCUUAGAUACAAAAAAAGUCGGUGGUUGGCAAGGUGUUGUGAACGCAUUUUCCACCGACGAAGAUGGCAAUCCAUCUCCAGAUGUAAGAGCUAUACUUUCGACAAUAUGUUACAGCAGUUUGAUGGGUGGUGUGUAUGGAAGUUUAUCAUACAGUAAACGGGCUUAUGAGGAUUUUUUUCAGAAGAACCAAGCAACACUGUUUCAAAAUCAGUUUGAAGCCAAAGCUAAACUACAAUCUCAAGUUACACUGGCAAUGGCAAGAGGUGUCUUUAAAUGGGGAACUAGGGUAGCACUAUUUUGCGGAUCUUUUACAACUGUAGUAACUGCUGUAAAUGCGUACACACAAAAUGUAACUUUAAUUAGUUAUGCUACAGCUGGUUUUGUAGUUGGUGGAAUUGCAAGAAUAAGUUUUGGUAUGAAAGGUUUUAUUGUUGGAUCUACAUUGGGGGGUAUUUUAGGGAUUAUUGCUGGAGGUUGUACAUUAUUAAUAUUAAAGUAUUCUUCUUUUACUAUGGAUGAAGUAAAAGAAUGGCAGAGCGAAAGUCAAAUAGAAAGAGAUUUAUAUUUUGUUAAGGAACAAAAAACAUCUCAGAUAUUCAAGUAUGAUAAACCACCUGAACUAGAAGAACAUGAAAAAAGAUUACAACAAUUGGGACAAUUCCAGAAUAAAGAAUAACUGGAAUGAUUUAUGAAUGAAGUGUAAUGUCAUAUAUUCAGGACUCUGGUACCUCAUCAGCAGCUCCAUUAUAGGGAAAAAUUGAUACUUCAAAGGCCUUGGUGAACCGUUCAUCGCAGUCCAUCAGUCCUCUAAAUUCCAUCCAAUAAUUGCCAACAUUAGCCAUUGCUUCAACUACAAAAUCCCAGUGUUCAUCAGCAUAACUUACAAACGAAUCAACUGUUAACAUGUACAUAUUGUUAUAAUUGUUAGUAAUUUGUGUUAAAGUAAAUAGUGUUGUUAUUUUAGUA